Molecule: messenger RNA, 2952 nt
Organism: Drosophila grimshawi
Lineage: Eukaryota; Metazoa; Arthropoda; Insecta; Diptera; Drosophilidae
Product: filamentous growth regulator 23
Exons: 6
Coding region: 155-2572 (805 amino acids)
Source: RefSeq, a predicted model, not a curated record
CAUUGCUUUUGGUAAACACACAACCAGUUUUGGGACCACUUUUAUACUAUUUGAUGGUGUUUUCUGUGUAUGUUUAUACCCGUAUACAAUUUUACACAUAUUUUAUAUGUCUGCAUUAAUCUGUGCAAAAAAACCAGAUUAAAGCAUAACCGAAAUGAUUGGGAUUUGUAAAUUUGAAGUCCCCUGGAGACGUUCAUGUUUCAAUAUGUUUUUUAAUUUGGUUGCUAUUGUAUUGAUCAACUGUGCAUCUGGUUCUGAAGUGCCGCAGUUAACGCAAACCGUCUAUGGAUUUUUGGAUUUUACAACUACCAUUGGAAAUACAGUUAUGGUAUUCUCACCACAAAGUUCACCUCAGUUUGAAUUUACGGUCAACCAGACGACCAGUCCAUCAAUUAAUAUUAUUGAGACCCGACCGCACCAUAAGGAAAAUGUUGCGAGUAAAAUUGGAAUUAAGCCGACGCCACUGAUUGCAACCAGUUCAAAAGUGCAAUCGGCAACAAAUUUAACAUUUGCCACAAAAAAUCAAGUUAGUCUCUUGAGCACACCAAUUGAAACCCUUGACUAUUCCGAAUACGCUCUACUUUCGCGUCAGCCCGAAGAGUUUGUCGAAGAAACGUUUCGUUUGGUUAAUUUAAAAUCACGUGCUGAUACGGAUAGGCAGAAGAUCUAUAUGUCAAAGCGAGACAAUAAUUAUAGCCAAUCGACGGCAUUAUUGUCCAAAAGGAGCGGCGUGAAGCCUUCGAGCAAAUAUUCGCAGGGCCUUCAGUCAACGAGCAGCGUUGAGAGGCGUAGUAAAACACGCCUGCACUCAUCCGCAAGAGUGUUAAAAACUAUAACACCAUCUAUUGUACACUCUAACAAAUCCCCAGUGGAGUCAGUAACCCCACAAAGUGGAUUUUCCAAAGGUCAUCGUUCAAAAAAUAGCCGCGUGACAAGCGAAAAAAGAAAAUCGUCGCGACACAAGGGAAAAAGGAGAAAUAAAACAAGUAGUAGUAGUACACAUAUUUCCAGCAGCGUUCAAAUAACGCCAUCGUCAACGGAGUCAAGUGUUCGUCGUUCGUUCCGAACAAAGAGUAACUCACCAGUGGAGGAUAGCAUACCAAGUUUACCACCAAGUAUACCAAGUAUUGGGGGAAACACUCUGAAACUAAACAGACGACCGGGUCGUUGGCAAUACAAAUCAUCGCCGAAGCCAAAAGUGAAUAUACGAAAAGCUUCAGGCAACGUUACGAGAAGCGAUACACAAACUGAUGUAGUCAAGGUUAACGAUACUAUUUUGGAUACGCCCGAAAGCAAUCAAAUACUGAAGGUUGUUAAUCUAUCAAAAGACUUGGAUGCUGUCGGUUCACAAAACAGCGUUGUCUCCGAUAAUGAUGAUAUUAAGUCUGCUAACUUUGUGCAAACAUUAAAUGUCGAAAUAUCAACACCAAAUAAUUUUGAUGACACUUACUAUGAAAUUGCAACAAUCAAGAGUCCAUUUGUAUUUCAGGCUGGUGUUGUCAAAAAAACUCGAUUUUUGACAAUUACUUCAACUAUCGAGAGAUUGCUUAAACAUGACCAGAUUGAGGAAUAUUCAGCAGAUGAUGGUCCAUUAACUGAAAACAUUUUAGAUUCUACUUCGCAGUUAACUAAACCAUCUUUGGAUGGAAGUAUAACCACUUUAAAACCCAUAUAUUACACAGAUAACCUUGAAACUCCGGAAUUGGAGACAAUAACCGAAUCAUUCACAUUUACGCAGACCAAACUGAAAACACAGAUCUUACCGAUCAUUUAUGAAAAGAAAAAUGAGACAAUACAGAUAACAUUAGUCCAAACCUAUGGUUAUACAAGUUUCCUGACUGUCACUCAGACAGUUUCGCCAUCCGGAGACAAUUUUGUUCCAUCACAAAACUUCAAAGACUUUGAAGGUAAUUUGGAUGAAGCCGGUUCUGAAAUCAAUUUGGACCUUGAAUUUGGUGAUGAAAGCAAUGCUGGACAAUUUGACGUAAAGCCAAACCCGAAUAAUAAUGCGGGUCACAAAAAUUCGACAAAUGCUAAUGGCAUUGUUCAGUUAAAUAGCCCCGAGCAAUUGAUUAAGCCGGAAAUUCCACAAAUAAAUUUGUUAGGCCAACCGAACAGUAUAAUAACUUCAACACGUCCAAUCAUCAAGCUGGAAACAGUCUGGGAGUCUUACAUAGUACCUCUUGUAAGAGGAACCGAUAGCAUAUUGAGAACAUUGUCCAAAUCUGUGGGUGUCGUUGAAAAAACUGAAUAUGUUACUGAGUUGUCGACAGUUCAAAUUCCACAGAUGUCACAAUAUCCGAUAAAUCCAUUUUACAAUCCACUGCUAGGCCUGCCACAACAGCAGUUGAUCACAUCUACACAAAUUUAUGAAACAUUGGUCACAGCAACAAGUAGCAAAAUUCUGAAAUUAACAUUUGGUGCAAAAACGGCCUUCACAACCAUAUUUUCAACUUCAAUUGUUCCAACGGCAGUUACUAAAUUAAUAACAGCAACUCUUCCAAUUCAAAACUCAGGAUCAUUUCCAAACUUCUACCCACCCCCAUAUCCUCCAUUUGCAUAUGUUGGCUAAACUCCACAAUUUUUCCUUUCCAUUCAAAACAAAAACACACACAAAUGCAAUUUUGUCAACACACUGAAAAUUAAUUCGAAUACUCAUUGGCACAUAGGUUAAGGUUUUAUUUCAAGGCUAUCGAAUUUGUAUUGGUUGGUUGUAAGUAAGCUCGUACCCUUGCAGAUAGAGGGGACACGACAAUAAACACUGCCUUAGCUUUUAAACAAAACACACUAAAGCUCAGCUUUAAAAUCAUACAGGUCGUUAAUUAAGUUUUUGUUAUAUGAACAAUUGCCCUGGGCUACAAAAUUGAACAUAUUUCUUGUACCUGAAAGGUUUUUGCGCAAAUUAGUAUUUUACAUCAAUAAAUAUACUCGAUUGUUGAGUUUGUUCGCAAA